UUAUAAUUACGUCAUAUGUUGUUAUUGCAUAAGCGAUAAACAUACGGCGAUCAGGUCGCGCGUCGUCGCGGAGCAGCCACCGUCGUAUCGGUGUGUCGCACGCGGGUAUAAUAUAUAAUGAUGCUAAUGCGCGUAGAUGAUCGGCAGGUGGCGUGGAGGGUUGCUGCUGCCUUGCGUACGGUCUUACACGCGCGCGCGAUCCCGCUUAUAAGGGUGGGUAGCAGCCGAGGCGAGGGCGGCGUCGCGGCGCCUGUAACGAGAGUGCUCGGCAUUAUCGACCUGUACGCCAUCUGAUUUUCCGCCGCGUCGUUUCCCGACGAAACGCAGUUCGCCGCUCAUUCACGUUCGCUACGAUCCCGUGCCCGAAAAAACACAAAGAUACUCACUUACACACACACUGACUCAUUGCACACACACAAACACUCACUCACACAUAAACACACAAGCACUCACUUACAUACAUGCAUACAAGUCCUUACUUACACACACACACACACACACAUAUACACACACGUCGGACGUAAUAUUAUAUUAUCAUAAACAUAAUAUACUGUGACCGAUCAUCCUUACUAUCACUUCGCCGUCGUUAUAAAUUAUUAUUGUUGACGUUGCGAAUCGAUAUACGAGUUUCGAUUUUUCUGGUUGAUUUCGCUGCCGUCGCGUCCCUCGGUUCACCGCCCCGCGUUGCAUGUACGCGGACAGUCCAAUGCGGCUUUCACUGUGACCGUAGUCGCAGACUCUCCGCGGUGUACCCUCGCCGACGUAACGUUCGGGGUGCUAGAAGGACGGUAGCGAAGCCGAGAACGACGGCGACGGCGACGGCAGCUUCGGGGGUGGUGCGGGCGGUGGCGGUGGCGACAACGAAGACGACGACGACGACGACAGAGGCUGCAGUGGCGACUGUUGAUCGGUUUGACGAAUUCACCGUCAUGGACGACAUGACGUCGAAGGCCGAUUGACGACCACCGCCAGUAAGUCAUGAAACAGAAGAAGAAGAAAGACGAACCACAGCGGCCGCCGUCCAGUACAGACGAACAGCAACAGCAACAGCAGCAGCAGCAGCAGCUAUGCAACGGUGCAGGCGAGCCAAGACCCAAGAAAUCGGCGCUGAAACGCACGGCGACCGUCGGCGGCUCCAAAGCGACCAAGUCCGGCAAGCACAAGCGGCACGUGCAGUUCAACGAAAGCCUGAACGUGUUCUUCGAGUCAGACUAUGUGAUCGUCAUCCGGGACGACGACUGCGAGUUCGACGAGGAGGACUUUGACUUUUGGUCGCAGCAUCCGUGCAGCUGUGGCGAUGCCACGUGUUUCCAGCCGUGGCUGGACGAUGACGACGGCCGUGGUAUGCCGCCACUCGACCCGUACGAAGAACAACCAGCCACGCUCAGUCCACCGGAUGGUUACAAGGACGGCUGUCCCAGGCACGUUCCGCCGUCUCUGGAUCAUCUGAAAUACGAUGAUGAUUUGGCUACAAGAUAUGGUUCGGAUAUGAUGGACAGCUGCAGCGAUACGCAUGUCGCUAUGCCAUAUAAUUCCAAUGUCAACUCCACGUCCUAUUUCGAGGAUAACAAUCAAAAAGCUCGUCAUGAACUUUCGUCUUUACCCCGGCCAAGUAAAGAUGAACAAAAGCAGCAACAGCAGCAACAGCAGCAACAGCAGCAGCAGCAACAGCCACAGCCACCGACAAACGCAUCUGCUCUUCAGUUGUCGAAAACAAACACUGUCUGUGAUACAAAUUCAAGUACAGGCCAGCAACCACGGUGUAUCGUGGAAACGAUAACCAUGACCACAGUUACCGAGAGGCAGAUCGUGCAGGAGACCAGGCCCGUUGACGUGCCCGGUGUUGACGGCGCCUGCAAGGCCGAAGAUGCAAAAGACGUCACCGGUGCCACUGCCGUCGCCCCCGAUGAGGGGUAUGUAAUGAUUAAAUGUGGUAAUAAUACUAUGCUGUACAACAACCGGAACCCAAACUCGGCAGUGCGACAGUUAUUUCCGACCACGAAGUUCGUAUGCCCACCAACUCGAAUCAAGGAGACGGACGACGCGAGGCUGCUGAAUAAAUACUUAAUCACGGAAGAGUCACUCCGGGCGUUUGACAGUCGAUCGAUGAACGGCGGCUUGGGCGGCGGAGGAUUCAAGAGCGAACCACACAGCGACGACGAUGACGACGACACGUCGAACAGCCUUAUCAGGCGAACCAUCGAACGAAGUACUUUGAGGCGGAACACCGUGAAAAAAAAGAACGUCAACGACUCCAAAGAGAUAUCGCUGAUAGAGAAGAUCCGGCGGCUGACGUGCGAUAGCGACGACGAUGCAGACGACCCGACCAAGAAGACGUCGGGCGUCAUGCAAGAACAGGCGACCGCUUACACUGUGUUGGUGCAGUGUGAUUCGGGGACGCCGUCCACAACCGCCGCUACUCCGGCGUACAAAAAACUCACAGACUUGUUGGGCAGUGGUAGUGGUGGUGGCCGGUAUGAUCAACCACUGCCACUACCAGUUGUUCAAUCAACGGCUGACGGUGACCCAAUUGGCAAAGCCGACGGACUAGAUCUAUGCGACGGUCACUCAGCUGCUAACAGCAGAGCAACCGUCCGAUCAGCGACCGGUGGAAAACCUUUCCUGUCCACGCUAGCGACGGCGUGCGUCACAGGCAACGUUCAUCCGGCCACCGGAGGAUCGGUGGCGGGAGGCGCACCGCAAACAUCGCACUGUCCGCAACCAGACGUGGUAGCCGGCACUCAAGCUCCUAGUUCACACAGACAGGAAGAGCUUGCGGCGUUCGUGCAACAGGACUCGGGCCGGCUGGAGAAGAUCCGCAAGCGGUAUAUGCCACCCACGGCCACUGCAUCCGCGUCCGCGGCUGAGGACGAGGACGAUGAGAACGACGAUUACGGCUUUAACCGGCGACCGGAAGUGCAUGGAAUUCGCUCCGGGUUCUCUGCACAGAUCACCAUCAAAAACAAUCCACAGCCUCCUCAACGUCCCCGGUCGUAUUAUGGUGAACCAGCCCUUCAGACGACGCCACUCGAUGUCCAGCCUGACUUUGUGCCCAGAUAUCAGGCGGCCACGGUGGCGUCUGUCCGCGCUCGGAUCCAGGGUGACCCGCGGGCCCCUCCACCGUACCCGGCCGCGUCCCAACGGUCCAUUAUCAGAGUGACGCACGGCCAACAGCAGCAGACCAUUCGCGUGCCGUACCAGGCGGUCGGUCCCGUCCAAGUGCACCUGUUGACCACAGCUGCAGCGGCCGCGUCCACCGCCACUGGCAACGUCACCGGUCACCCGCCGCCGCCGCAGGUUCAAAUUCGACAUCCACCUAACGAGUACAUCGUCCAACACGGCCAUGCCAGAAUACACCAUGGCCAACAGUUUGUUAUAGCCCGUGGUACCCAGACGGCCGCGAUAUCGACCACUCGAUACUACCAGUUACCACCGCCCCCGCCGCCUAACAUUCAACAGCAGCAGUUAUCGCAACCGCAGUUACCGCCUCACGCUUUCCAACCGUCUGAAGAACAUCCGGUGACACAAUUUAAACAGACAUCUCCCACCAGAGGAGUUGCAGCUAAUAAUAGACUGCACAUGCAACAGCAGCAGCAGCAACAAGACUAUGUCGACCAUAACUUACCAUCGUCGGUCUCGCAGACGCCCAAAAACCCUAUGCUUUUUUAUGGUAUGAAUGUCUGAAUGGUGGUGGUGUAUAGGCUCAGUAUAGCGCGUACAUGUACUAUUAGUAGGUACCUAAUAUUAUACAUCAUAGUACCUAUCAUAGGCGUAACUAGACCUCUAAAAUGUGGGGUGCUAUAAUAUUUCAUAUUUUAAAACCAUUUCAAUAUGAUUAUGAUAGUUAGACCUAAAAAACAAGAGGUGCUAAAUUAGAACUUGGGGGUGUUAACGACCUUUUUGUACCACCCUAGUAGCGCCAAUGGUACCUAUGUGUAUAUAUGUGUGUAUGUAUGUAUGUGAGUAUGUAUGACGUAUGUAUAACGUUUAACGGUUCUUAAAUAAGUUUUAUUAUAACAACUAGGUACAUUAAUAAAUUAUGAAUUCGUUUUCGAUGCAUUAAUACUGCAGUUGUCGCUAAGAGCUAAAAGAUUUAACCAUACCUACAACAACAAGUUAAAUUUCGGUAUAAUUUAUGAGUAUUAUGUGAUUAUAAAUUAUAUAAUAAUAUGUACUUACCUACCUAUUGUAAUAUACAUGUCUUCCUAUAAUA
Acyrthosiphon pisum (pea aphid) is the source of this 4213-nucleotide messenger RNA. RefSeq lists its product as uncharacterized. The transcript is spliced from 3 exons. The record is from RefSeq and is a predicted model, not a curated record. The coding region runs from base 979 to 3684 and encodes 901 amino acids. Lineage: Eukaryota; Metazoa; Arthropoda; Insecta; Hemiptera; Aphididae.